Silurus meridionalis is the source of this 1306-nucleotide messenger RNA. Its product is annotated as ubiquitin thioesterase OTUB2-like. Gene Ontology annotation, biological process: protein K48-linked deubiquitination; negative regulation of double-strand break repair. Gene Ontology annotation, cellular component: nucleus. Bases 393 to 1088 code for a protein of 231 amino acids. The transcript is spliced from 5 exons. The record is from RefSeq and is a predicted model, not a curated record. Gene Ontology annotation, molecular function: cysteine-type deubiquitinase activity; ubiquitin binding. Lineage: Eukaryota; Metazoa; Chordata; Actinopteri; Siluriformes; Siluridae.
AUCCUGGUGGUGGCCAGAUCUUCUAAAAACACUGCUCGCGCGGAUGGACGCAGUUACUAGACGCCCUCGGCUCGUGGCGUGCAGGUUGUUUUGCGUCAUCACGGAAGCUACCAUUUGUUUUCUGUCACGCUCGACUUUCAGACCUUCAUCCUGCGCUUUUUCUUUGCGGGUGAAUUCGCUUCCAUUGUACUUAGGUCUAAAAACUCUACAGUGUGAGCGUUUAAACGGAAAUGUAUGCUGGAUGAAAUCAAGGAACGACUCGCACUCGUCGACAAAACCCAGAUGUUGAAUUCGGCGACCGAAUACAAUCAGAAUUUCCGUGAGGGUCUCGCGCAAUGUGUGACGUCAAUUAAGAGGUGUUGCAGUCCCAACCCCCCCGUCCGCAGGUUCAGAUGGACACGUCCAAAUUGGUCUCUAUCAAGGAGGCAACUUCAGUUCAGACACUGGAAGCGUCAGAAGAUCAAAAACACCAGGACAUCUGCCAGCAGUUUGGGUUCAUCCGCAGAGUAAAAGGAGAUGGGAAUUGUUUUUACAGGGCUCUCUGCUUUACACUUGUAGAAAGUUUACUGUACAGCGAACACACGCACCCUAUAGAAAGAUUCAGGGAGAAGCUAAUGAGAAGUCAGGAAGUGCUGCUCUCAGCUGGCUUUGAUGAAGGUGCAUUUGAAGGUUUACUCAACGCAUUUAACAGAGUACUGGAUCGACUCGAAACAGAUGCCUGUGAAGAAACGCUGUUAGACCUAUUUAAUGACCAGGAUACCUCCGACUGCAUGGUGCAGUAUCUGAGGCUGCUCACUUCUGCACACCUACAAUGCCGAGCAGAUUUUUUCCAAAACUUUGUGGAGGCCCCAAAUUUUAAAGUUUACUGUACUCAGGAAGUGGAAGCCAUGUCAAUGGAAUGUGAUCAUGUGGAGAUCCUGGCGUUAUCUGAGGAGUUGGAUGUUAGUUUGUGUAUUAUAUCCAUGGAGGGGAGUGAUGGCCAUCUUACGUACCACACCAUUCCUGAGGGAUCUCAACCGUUCUUGUAUCUUCUUUACAAGACGUCUCAUUAUGACAUUCUUUACAAGCACAGAGAUCACUGGAAAUAAUGCUUGGACCCAACAGGCUGGAACAAUUUAUGGAUGACCAACAUUUUGCACAAGCCAAUGUUUUUUUUUUAAAUCAUGUAAAUGGCCAAAAAUAAUCUUUACACUUUUCUGUUAAGGUUGACAAAUGUAAUAGGAAAAUGCAUAGACAGUUCAUGUAUCUUGCCAUUUUGUAUAAAAGAAUUACAUCAACCUUUACAUUAAAAUAUGACUAGAUCUGC